Molecule: messenger RNA, 2448 nt
Organism: Harpia harpyja (harpy eagle)
Lineage: Eukaryota; Metazoa; Chordata; Aves; Accipitriformes; Accipitridae
Gene: AZIN1
Product: antizyme inhibitor 1
Exons: 12
Coding region: 535-1887 (450 amino acids)
Biological process (GO): positive regulation of polyamine transmembrane transport; negative regulation of protein catabolic process
Cellular component (GO): cytoplasm
Molecular function (GO): ornithine decarboxylase activator activity; ornithine decarboxylase activity
Source: RefSeq, a predicted model, not a curated record
GGCAGUCCCUUCUCCUCGCCUCGCCGCUCGCCUCGCCGCCCGGUGGUCGCGCUCCCGCCUCCGCCCCCAGCUGCCGCAGCCCCGCGCCCCCGGCCCGCUCCGGCUCUGUCUCUCUCUGCCUGUGCCCUCUCGUCCCGGCGCCGCGCUGCGCUUCCCCCGCCGGUCGCCCCCGCAGCCUAUGGCCCUGGAAGGCGCCGCUGCCGCCGCCUGUAUUUCUGCUGUAGGUUCCCACAUCCCUCUUUAAAAAUUCCGCCUAAAAAGAGAAGACGAUUUACCAAAUCUUUCGGGCCGUUAUCUCACGGCAAAAUCUCUGAUCAAGUUUACAACUAUCCAGAGGGCUUAGGAGAAGUGCUUUAUAGAGAACAGUUCGACUUCAACGCUGAGCCACCUUGGGAACCUAGCUGAUGAUAGUAGGGUUCCAUCUCCUAACUUGUCCAUUUUGUUGCAUAAUUUAAGGACCCGGAUAUAAGGCUUGGAAGCCCAUCCCUUGUGUUUCUUGGUUUAUGACUGUCGGCUUUGUGGAAUACGGCUGAGAUGAAAGGAUUUCUUGAGGAUGCAAAUUACUCCAUUGGUCUGUUGGAUGAAGGAGCAACUCUUGCAGAUGUUAUUGACAACUGUAUUUAUGAACAUACUCAUACUGGAAAAAGAGCAUUUUAUGUUGGUGAUCUUGGAAAGCUGGUAAAGAAGAACAUACAAUGGCAGAACAUGAUGGCACCAAUAAAACCAUUUUAUCCUGUAAGAUGCAAUUCUACUCCAGGUGUACUUGAAAUUUUGGGAACCCUUGGUGUUGGAUUUGCAUGUUCCAGUAAAUCUGAAAUGGCAUUGGUACAAGACCUGGGCAUUUCUCCUGAAAACAUUAUAUAUACAAAUCCUUGCAAGCAAGCUUCUCAGAUAAAGUAUGCAGCGAAAGCUGGGAUAAACAUAGUGACUUGUGACAAUGAUAUUGAGCUGAAGAAAAUUGCACGUAACCAUCCAAAUGCUAAGCUCUUACUGCACAUUGCCACAGAAGACAUAACUGCUGAUGAGGAGAUGAAUAUGAAGUUUGGCACCACCCUGAAGAACUGUAGGCACCUCAUGGAAUGUGCUAAGGAGUUGGGAGUCCAAAUAGUUGGUGUCAAAUUUCAUGUUUCAGGCUCUUGCAAGGACCUGCAAACGUACAUUCAUGCUAUAUCUGAUGCUCGGUGUGUGUUUGACAUGGCUGAAGAAUUUGGCUUUAAGAUGAACAUGUUGGAUAUUGGUGGGGGCUUCACAGGUUCAGAACUUCAGCUGGAAGAGGUUAAUCAUGUCAUCAGGCCGUUGCUGGAUGUCUACUUUCCUAAGGAAUCUGGUGUUAAUGUGAUUGCAGAGCCUGGAUGUUACUAUGUUUCAUCUGCAUUUACUCUAGCAGUUAACAUCAUUGCAAAGAAGACUGUUGAGUAUGAUAAACUUCUUCCUUCUGGAGUGGAAAAAACCAGGAAUGAUGAUGAACCAGUAUUUACAUAUUACAUAAAUGAUGGUGUUUAUGGUUCUUUUGCAAGUAAAUUGUCUGAGAAACUGAAUACUAUCCCAGAGGUUCACAAGAAAUACAAGGAAGAUGAGCCUCUGUUUGCAAGCAGCCUUUGGGGUCCAUCCUGUGAUGAGCUUGAUCAAAUUGUGGAAAACUGUCUUCUUCCUGAGUUGAGCGUUGGAGAUUGGCUGAUCUUUGAUAAUAUGGGUUCUGGUACCUUAGGUGAACAGUCUACCUUUAAUGACUAUCAGAGGCCACUGAUUUACUACAUGAUGUCUUUCAGUGACUGGGAUGAGAUGCAAGAUGCUGGAAUUGCUUCAGACACAUUGAUGAAGAACUUCUUCUUUGUGCCUUCUUGCAUUCAGCUGAGCCCAGAAGACCGCUUUUCCACUGCAGCUUAAACAGGCAUUAACGCUUCAUUUAGACCUGCAGUUGCAAGUCUGUAGUUUGUCUGGUCAACAUUCCAGUGUGGAAGAAAUGGAACAAUCUUGAAUUCAAUUCAUUCUCUUCAAAACUUGAAAAAAUAGUAAUAGCUAAUGGGGACCAGGCAAAACGAGCUACAGCUACAAUUCACUGGGGGGUGGGAGGGUUAGAUAAUGGUGUCCAAAUUUAAAAUCAAGUUCAUUCAACCCCUGAGCGUUUAAAUAUGCAACAAAAUGGAUGACUUAGUGGAGAUGGAAACCCAUCACUUGGGUUCUUCAACAGUUUACAUACAAGUACACAGUUUUUAUACUAAGGAUUCCUGUUAGAAAAGUCUUGUAAAGUUAUUGUCUUUCGCCCAGAUAUAUCAAAUGUCAGUGGGAGACCAGUGUGACUUCAUUAGAUGUUUAGUGUAUUUAGAAUGUGUAAAUUUGUGCUUUGAACUGUAGUUUAAUAAAUGUAAAAUUGCAUCAUAGUAUUUGUUGUAUUUGACCCUUGAUGUAUCCCUUGUAUGAUUGCAAUAAAACUUUGUGUAGAUUUUA